GAGUAAAAGGCUCGGUGACCUAGUCAAUACAAGAUGGCGAUUACCUUACCAGGAUUAUUAAGGAGUCGCUUUCAAGUACUUUCAAGACAAUUUUGGUUUGGUGAAGUUCAGAGUUUUUAUCCUACAUCUUGGUGUGUUUUUCAAGCACCUUUUGGAGAUAAUAGAGCAAGACUACUACAAAGAAAUCACAUAAUUCCUGGUAGAAGAUCGGCGGGGUCAUAUCUGGACAUAAACAAGCAUCACAAGGCAUAUGGCUCUCAAAUUUUAAAAUUCAAUCAUCUUCCCGUGAUUCAUAUCAAUGCAACAUAUAACAAUACAAUCAUUACAAUAAUGGACAAAAACGGAAAAACAUUGGGAUGGGUUUCAGCGGGAACAGAAGGAUUCGAGAAUGCGAGGCGAGGAAGCACUACAGCAGGCCGACAGGCUGGAAUAGCAGCUGCUCAGAAAGCAAUUUCAUUAGGAGUAGACAAAGCACGAAUAAAAGUCCGUGGUAUUGGAACUGGACGAAAGGGUGCAGUAAAUGGUAUUGAAACUGCUGGAGUGGAUGUGGUCUCAGUUACAGAUGUUACCCCUGUUCCUCAUAAUGGCUGUAGACCAAGAAAAGUUAGAAGAAUGUAAAUUGAUAAGUGUUCAAAAGGUUCUCAACUUGAGGCAGAUUUUGGUUUGCCCUCCUAUAUAUCCUGGCAACAAAAAUUGCAACAGCUGUCAGAAAUCAGUGUAUGUGUUGUAUGUGUUUACACAGGAAAGCCUUAACAGAAAGGACAAGGAACAACAUACUGUACCAGUUCUAAGGCAUUUCACUCAUUCUUGUCACUGCUGUUGCCUUUGUUCCAAUCAUGGUACUGAGUUAUGGCGUGAAAUAAGCAGCUCCAACAACUCUUAUUAAAUAAAGUUUCUCUCCAAUGUGUAACCCACCCACUAA
This is a messenger RNA of Stylophora pistillata, 922 nucleotides long. RefSeq lists its product as uncharacterized. The record is from RefSeq and is a predicted model, not a curated record. Gene Ontology annotation, molecular function: structural constituent of ribosome. Lineage: Eukaryota; Metazoa; Cnidaria; Anthozoa; Scleractinia; Pocilloporidae. Gene Ontology annotation, cellular component: ribosome. Gene Ontology annotation, biological process: translation.